Molecule: messenger RNA, 797 nt
Organism: Chenopodium quinoa (quinoa)
Lineage: Eukaryota; Viridiplantae; Streptophyta; Magnoliopsida; Caryophyllales; Amaranthaceae
Product: aminoacylase-1-like
Exons: 5
Coding region: 1-684 (227 amino acids)
Molecular function (GO): aminoacylase activity
Source: RefSeq, a predicted model, not a curated record
AUGGUAUAUGCUUUCAAGCAGAAGGUUCCAGUGGUUGACAAAUUUGGCAAGCCUGCUCUCACAGCUGCUGAUGAUUCAAAUCCCUGGUGGGUUCUUUUAGAAAAAGCUGUCCGUGAUUCUGGUGGAAUAGUUAGAAAUCCGGAGUUGCCUAAGAUACAAUUGUUCUUGAGUGAUUUUGGUAUUGUCUGUCAGGGAUUUGUCAUGAAUUUACAACCUUCUGAAGCUGAAGCAGGUAUUGACAUUCGGGUUCCACCUACAGCUGAUCAGAAAUCACUUGAAAGGCGUAUUGCUGAGGAGUGGGCUCCUGCUUCACGCAACAUGACAUUUGAGUUCAAGCAGAAGGUUCCUGUGGUUGACAAAUUUGGCAAGCCUGCUCUCACAGCUGCUGAUGAUUCAAAUCCCUGGUGGAUUCUUUUAGAAAAAGCUGUCCGUGAUUCUGGUGGAAUAGUUCGAAAGCCGGAGGUAAGCUUUGGAACAACGGAUGCUCGUUACUUUAGGCAACAAGGUCUGCCAGCUAUUGGAUUCUCUCCUAUUGCAAAUACUCCGCUCCUUCUACAUGACCACAAUGAGCACCUAAAUCAACGGGAAUAUCUUAAAGGAGUUGACAUAUAUGCUUCUAUAAUCAAAGCUUAUGCUUCUUUUGCAGAGGAGACAGAAGCUAAUGCUUCCAAAGCUGAGUUGUAAAAGAACGAUUAGUAUCUUUGCCCAUUGUUAGAAAACUGUACUUUUCAUCCUCAUCACCCAUGCAACCAAACUGAACUUCUCUCUAACACCAUUGUUUAUAACUUGGUGCAACC